Homarus americanus (American lobster) is the source of this 1497-nucleotide messenger RNA. RefSeq lists its product as uncharacterized. The transcript has 2 exons. The coding region runs from base 949 to 1497 and encodes 182 amino acids. Lineage: Eukaryota; Metazoa; Arthropoda; Malacostraca; Decapoda; Nephropidae. The record is from RefSeq and is a predicted model, not a curated record.
AUACAAGUGUCUUAGUUAAGUGUAAGGGACAUGGGAAAGUGAGUGUGGAUGUAUUGACCUAAAAGAGAAAAAAAAAAAGAAUUCUGUGUUUUUAAAAAGAAUUUGUUGUUUUUGUUGAAGAGAAACUUAAGUUGACGCCUUUAUGUCCAGCUACAGAGGACAACUGCUCUAGCGACCUCAAGAAUAUAUUAGAAACGCCUAACAAACAAACUGGAUUUAGAAGGAAAAAAGUGGAUUGUGUUUUUUUGUCUGGAUGAAUUAUUAUACCUGAAAAGAAGCUCAAUUAAAGCCUUGUUAUAGAUACAUGAAGAUACUACUCGUAUAAACUGAUGUAAUUCAGAAAAAUGACCCAAUUUCGUGUUUGUUCUUUACCUCCGCGAGUGGAUUACAAUUUGAACAGUUACAGUGUUUAGAUCUAACUCAGGUCUGUGUUUAUGUUUGGAAGUGGAAAGUGUGUGACUGAGGCGGGUGAUGUAGAGGACAGGGGUUGUGAGGCGAGGACAGGUAAGAGCGGCACUCGACGCCAGGUAAAUUACACUCAUUAACACUCGGUGAACUUUUUCCUGGGUGUUGGGUGGCGUGGCGUCGAGCUGCUGUUGGGGAAAUAAUGGUGAACGGGUCUCUGCGGGGGGGGUUCUCGCCUCCUACCCAGGAAGCAGGUGGUGGCGUGUACCGGUAACUGGUGACGAGCACCGGUAUACUCACCAAAAACUGUUAUUAAAGGUAGAAAAAAAGUGAAUGGUACCAGCGCUUCCGGUACUGAGCAGGUGCCGUGUACUGGGACACUCGCCAGGUACCCGCUAACAGUCAUGUGGACGAGGGUGUUAGUCACCUGGACGUGUCAACAACCUGGUGAAGUGUUGAGGCUCGACCUUUUCCUGUAAAGUUGUUAAACUCUGACCUUCGAGUCGACCCCUUCCCGUCCAGCAGUAGACUCAUGGUUCACCGAUGAUGGAGAAGGUGGAGAAGAAACUAACGAGGUUCCGCGCCACACUGAAGAAUAAAAGGAAACUUUCCUUACCUGUGUUUAUCAACCAGUUCCAGCAGCAGUGGGCGGAGCAACACGGGGGAGGCUCUACCAGUGGAGGGCUGGAGGUCGGCGGGGGGGUGACCUCAUCCUCGGGGUCGUCCUUCGGGAGCCUGACGUCCAUCCCACAUGGGGUGGAGAAGGAGGGCCGUAGAGGCAUGUCCCCGACCAAUCUCAACUUGCCUUUCCUGCCGCUCGACUUGAGUGCCAAGGAGCGUCUGUCGAGUAACAGUGGGGGUUCCUCCUCCUCCCCGUACUCGACCAUGAGCCACAAUGGUCGAGGACAACACCACCACACUAACCUCAUCACCUCAGUCUCCUCACCAGGCGGCACCACACUACUGGUCCCUGGCACACCUCCUUACCCCAUCGUGCGUCUCAGUCUACCAGAUGGAACUUCCAGCAGAACAGAAGUGAAGGCAGACUCAAAAACUCCAGAUAAUGAGGUAAGUGUAUCAACAGUCAAUUAA